Polistes dominula (European paper wasp) is the source of this 2060-nucleotide messenger RNA. RefSeq lists its product as uncharacterized. Lineage: Eukaryota; Metazoa; Arthropoda; Insecta; Hymenoptera; Vespidae. The record is from RefSeq and is a predicted model, not a curated record.
UCUCUCUCUUCCUCUCUCUUUCUUUUCGGUCCAGCAAUGAAAGGAUAUUUUAAAUUCGAUAAAAAGAUAAUCGAGAAAUUAUUCUCUUUGUGUAUAAUCGAUCUCGUGGUUUGACCGGAUAUUCACAAUACAACCCGGUCAAUAAGAAAAUUGACAAAAAUCAUGCCUUUGCCCUUACCACGUAACGCUAAUUCGUCGACGAGAAAACGUUCGCGACGUAGAAGUUUGUCUGCGAGGCGUCUAAGCUUCGCGGAAGAUCGUGAAGAAGGAUAAUAAAAAAAAAAAAGAAACAAUUUUUAAUCAUUCUCAUUUAAUAAUAAUAACAACUGUAUUAAAACACAAUUAAAACAGAAUUAAUAUAGUGUCGUUUGAGGGAAAUACAAAAUUUUCCUAUUCAAUCGUUAAGUAGAAUCAAAACAGUGUGGAACCAAAGUUAUUUUGAUCAAACGAAGCUGCUGUUUUUUUUUCUCUUUUUAUAUAUAUAUAUAUAUAUAGUACACAUAUCGUGUUUGGUCGAGUGUUAAUUUUUUAGAGGAGAACAAGAAGAAGAGGAAGAAGAGUAAGAAGAGGAAGAAGAAGAAGAAGAAGAAGAAGAGGUGUGUGGAGGUUAGCGGCUCACAAGACUGAAUAACCGUGGACCGAACCGGUCGGCGGUUCCGUUCGGUCCUGUUCAGUCGUUUCGUCAACUACGACGAAGAAGGUAAAGGAGAGGGAGAAGGAAAAGAUAAAGAAGGACGAUGAGCGUUAGAAUCGUCGUAAGCGUGACGGAAAUCGCGGAAAUGAACCCCAAGGAUCGUUACGUCGUUGAAGGGAUCGCACUUUCCACGGAUGAUGUGAGAGAUGACGGGACUCAAGGCCACGAAAAUGAGACCGAUUCCUUGGAAUCAUUGUCGCCUGUCGAUCCACCUGUCGACAGCGUCUAUAUGAUAUGCGGUGUGCUGAUAGCUAUGGCAUUAGUCGGUGUUAUCAUCGUCCUACUUGCCGUAACAAUCAGCAAACUGAGGAAAAGGGACGAGCAUCAUUCAAAUGUUGUUCAUCCCGAGGAUGCAACUGUUGUGCAAACUGCAACAGUUUCGGCAUCCACAGCAACGAUUUCAACGAUCAGUACUACGGCAACGCCGCCAUCGUGUCAGCUGGUCAACGAGCGAUGCUUGACACAGGUGACAACCACCGGUGAUGGUACAUCCUCCUCUGGCACCCCUGCUCCACCCACCGCCAUAACAACGGUCAACACCGCUACUACUACUACUACAACAGCCACCAAUACAAGCACCGAGCACGAUGGUGCUGCUUAUCCGAUUGCCAACACGCAGGACCGAUUCGUCUGGCAAUUCCCACCGCCUUAUCCGCCACCACAAUAUACAUUGUCCUAUAACGAUCAGGACACACUUGUACACACAUUACCACCUGUGGGCGGUAGGCCAGGAUUUGCAAAAGGCUUUCGCAAAAACUUUGGUGGACAUUGGCGUCGUUUGGUCAAGAGGAAACCGGAAAACGAGACUUGUGCCAUUCCACCGGAACUGAGGGAUCAACUAAAAACGAUCUACGUUUAUUGACCAACCCGUACAGAUGAUAAUACCAAAUCGUACCUCGAAUUUAGUGUUGACCUUCCAAUCUGAUGAAAAUACGAACGCUUUUUUCAUAUCAUAAUUCGUAAGAAGAUACGUCGUUAUAUCAAUUAAUAACAUUAAGGGAAUCGAACAUGGAAGAUUGUUUAACGAAGCAAAAUCAUUUUGAAAAAAGGAAAAAUAAUAUGAACAAAAGAGGGACAAGAGAAAAUUCGAAGAAGAUAGAAAAAAAUAAAUAAAUAAAUAAAUAAAUAAAUACAGGAUGAUGGAGACACACAAGUUGUUCUUAGAUAAUUUGAAAUAUCAAAAAUAAUCUCAUUAUUAUGAGUUCUGCAAUAUAAAAGUAGGAAUAAUAUUUAGAAUUUUUUUAAAUAACAUUUUUGUGUCUCAUCUAUCCAUUAACGAAUCAUCGAACGAUGGUAUGACUUUUCUUUAAUAGUUUAAAUAAAAUAUUUUUGAAAUAAAACAUAAAGAGAGGAGAAAGUAAUCAGA